Messenger RNA from Stylophora pistillata, 4932 nucleotides. Its product is annotated as A disintegrin and metalloproteinase with thrombospondin motifs 1. Gene Ontology annotation, cellular component: extracellular matrix. Lineage: Eukaryota; Metazoa; Cnidaria; Anthozoa; Scleractinia; Pocilloporidae. Gene Ontology annotation, biological process: proteolysis; extracellular matrix organization. The record is from RefSeq and is a predicted model, not a curated record. Gene Ontology annotation, molecular function: metalloendopeptidase activity.
AGUUGAUUUAUGGACGAAUCAGACUAAACUCAACGGCUGAAUCGUUCAAGUAAUUUUAUCCUUCAAACGAACUGAUCCUACGAAACUUCAUCGAAAAAAAAGAAAAAAAGAGACAAGAGCAGCCAAAGAUUUGAACAAGAACGCGUCCACUGGGAAGCACCUUCCAGAGAGCCCAGAGAUCUGUAACAGUCGCAGAAAAUAAUCAAGGAACUGAUGGUUAAUUCUUGCGGCAAGAUGAAGCAACAUCCUACUUGGAUAUGUAUCUUGUUAUAUUUAACAUCAUUGUUUCAUGACGGCGAAAAUCGCACAAUCAAUGGAAAGCCCCUCCAUUAUCUCAUGACAAAAGAGGAAAUGAAACGUUAUUUUGGUUCAGAGAACCUGUCAAAUGUCCCUGAAUAUGAUGUGACAGUUCCACUUGAGUCAAAGGAUGGCACCUUCUCUGCAUCGUUUUCACUAAAUCACCGAUUGAGGAGAAGCGAAGAAGGCGAUGAUGCGACUUAUCGCUACAAAAUUGACGCCUUAGGAGAGCAGCUACAUCUCCACGUUAAACGAAACACAAAAUUUAUGGCUCCUAAUCUAAUGCUGGAAACAAGGGAUGAGAAAGGACAAAGGGUUUCAAGAUCAUUGUCUAGAAAUGCCUUUAUGACUGGCUCGGUGGCUUCAGAUCCAGACUCAGUGGUUGCUUUGAGUGUUAGAGAAGGACUGACCGGUAUGGUGAGAAGAUCACGUGAUACUUUCUUAAUUCAUCCUUUACCCACACGUCUGGCUCGACACUUCGGAGAUGAAGAAGGAGCAAAACCUCAUUUGAUUUUCCGAAGAUCUUCCCAGGAGAACAAUGGAUGUCAAACAAAUACAGUAGAAACGAUUCCUCGGGAGAGAAGAGCUCGUCGCUCUUCCGAGAGAGCAGGGGAUGUUCAAGAUGACGACCGCAACAGCAAAGUAACUGAUAAAUUCUUGGAAGUAGCGAUACUCGCUGAUGAAAGUGUUGUGGAAGUCCACGGAAAUAACUCCGAGGACUAUCUGUUGCUUUUGGCCAGCAUAGUAGACACUGAAAUUUUCCAAGAUCCAACCAUCGGAGACCAAAAGAUCAAUUUUGUAGCAACUCGACUUAUUCUUGUCAACAACACUGAGUUUGGAGUCAAUUCUGCUUCUGGUAUAAGUCACAGGAGCAUUAUUGGUAAAGUGGGAAAAUGGGCUUCAGAAAACAACAGACCAGACCAAUCGGAUCCUUUGCAAUUCGACGUUGCGGUUCUUGUUCGUGGCGGUGGAAAUGGAGGUUUAGCAUCGUUUGGUGGAGUUUGUGCACGUGACAACAGUGUUAGUGUGGUUAGGCAAAAUGGUCUUCAGACGGCAUUUUUCAUCGCACACGAAGUAGCACAUAACUUGGGGGUACCUCAUGAUUCCCAUGGAUCAAGUAAAAAUUGUCCCAACUACGUUAACAUCAUGUCAGAGACAGCGCAAAGUGGGCCUGGUUCUUGGGAGUGGUCAUCGUGCAGCAAGGAAAAACUUCAGAGCUUUCUCAGGAGCAGCAGAUCCACAUGUUUAAAUGACCCUCCUUCUUCGACUCGUCCUAAGCCUCCCCCUUACUUCUACACCGACCUACCAGGAGAUUUCCUUGACGCAGAUGUGCAAUGUAAACUUCAGCAUGGCCCGGAAUACAGGCAAUGUCCGCAAAGAAGGGACGUCUGCAGUUCCCUCUGGUGUACACCAAACGGACGCGAGUGCUAUUCAAGAUUUUUAAGAGUUGCGGAUGGAACGCCAUGCGGGCUUCGGCAUUGGUGCAUUAAAGGUUCUUGCGUCGAUAACGGUUCACCAAUUAUCGAUGGAGGAUGGAGUGAGUGGUCUAACUACACAGCGUGCUCUCAAACAUGCAGAGGAGGAAUCCGCCACCGAGAAAGAACAUGCACCAACCCACCGCCUAAAAAUGGAGGUGCAGACUGCGAAGGUCCUACAAGAUCAUGGGAAACAUGCAAUAACAAUGUCCUCUGCAUUAUUUCUGAUGAUCAACCAUCUUUUCGUGAUCAGCAGUGUAAAAAUAUAAACUCUAUCUACAGUGCCUACUAUCCUGCUAAUCAAAACCCUUGUCGGCUUGCCUGUCGACUGGGGAGACCCAGUUAUGGUUUCUUCGGAGACGUGCUAGACGGCACUCACUGCAGUGAAAAUCCUUACGUAUAUGACGUAUGCAUAGAAGGAAAAUGCAAGACCGUUGGUUGUGAUGGGAUACUCAAUUCUGGAAAAGUAAAGGAUAGAUGUGGCGUUUGCGAUGGAAACGGGGACUCAUGCACACUUGUCACCUCUAGCUACACAAAGGACUAUAGGAAAUAUUGGUCUCCCCCAGACACCAUCGUUGUUCUACCCCCAAAAACUUCCCGUGCGAUAUUCCAGCAGAGAAACGUAAAACAAUAUAACGUUAUUGGCGUUCAGGAUGAAAAAGGAUACGUAAUUCCAUUGGUAACUUGGGGAGAAAAGACCAUCUAUUAUGCUGGAACAAGAAUUUACUACAUGAAUGACUACAAAUCUCCGGACCGGUUGGAAAUCGAUGGACCAACCAACUUAACUCUCAAAAUAGUGUAUGUUCACCUACAGAAUCCAAAUGUGGCAGUUGACUACGAGUAUUACAGACCACUAGAGUUGAAUGAGACUCCUGUGCCACCAACUUGUCAGUGGGUAACAACAAACUGGACUGACUGUUCUACAGGUCAGCAGACCCGCGAUGUCUAUUGUGUAAGGGAUGAUGAUUUUUCUCCUGCUGGCGCUAGUUGCUGUGGUGAGGAUUCAAAACCUGACGAGAUAAAGCUCUGUUUUGAAUGGCACUUUUCCAACUGGCAGGCUUGUACGAAAACAUGUGGAAGAGGUAGCCAAUCACGAUCAGUUGUGUGUCGCGCAAGGGUUACUGACACGGACUACCAAAUCCAGUCCGACGAAGUUUGUAACGCUGUGCCAAAACCAGUCGAAACACGUUUCUGCAAUGAGAUUAACUGUCCCGCGUACCGAACAACUCAUUGGACUAAGUGUUCUACGGUCUGCCUUCCUGGGGAACGAACAAACUACACAAAAUGUUCACGCAUCAAUGCUCUGGGAGAAAGCGAAGAAGUGUCAGACAUUCAAUGUGCCCAUAAAGGCACUGCUCCUCCAUCUGUCAAUGAAACAUGCAAUGAUGACAAUCCUUGUUUAAAACAUAAGAUCGGCUGUUUUAAGCCCCCUCCUGAAGCUAACUUAUUCUCAAAGACUCUUGGUGACUUCAGAGCAGAGGCUAAAACAGAUCCGAACCAGGCCCUAAUGCAGUGCGGCGAAUUAGCGCACAGAGAUGGUUACCAUGUGUUCGCCCUUGGCUUGGAUGGUUUGUGCAUGUCAGAUGCGGACGCAAGAAAUAAAUAUUACAAGAACAAAUCGCCUGGAAGUAAACGGGAUGCAAAGAAGUGUUCAGGGGAAAUUGGCAAAGGGAAAUUCAGUGUUGUUUACUCCUUUGAUCCGCUACCAGAAUACGAACCAAUUGGAUGCUUUAAAGACAAGAAGAGUGACCGCGCAAUGAAAGAUAAUUACGCAAGCUUCCGAUUCUUCAUCAAUUGGCACAACCUAAACUCCACAAUCCGCCAGUGUGCACUCGUUGCACGGGAUAUAGGCUACGAGUACUUCGGAGUUCAAUUCUACGGGGAAUGCUGGUCCUCUUCAAACGCUGCAGAGACCUAUAGCAAGUAUAACCUUCAAACAGAUAUGAAGAAAUGCUACAUGGGUGUGGGGGCUGCCUUUACAAACUAUGUUUAUCGAUUUAAAAAAAUGAACGAGGCAAACUCUGAACCAGACAAUGACUCGUCUUCAAACACUGGGAACAACAACAACUCUAUCAUCAUAGCCAAAUAGUAAUUUCGAAUUUGUUACCAUCAUGGUACACAUGUUAAGUAUAUUUUACGAAACAAAUCUGGGAUCAGCCGCCCCAAUGAGUUUUGCAGAGAAAACGAGGCUUAAGAUGUCAAGACAUAUUGAACACUAAUAUAAAAAGGUCUUGUUGGGGUCAUUAAAGAUAUCAAAUACUAAAAAAAAAAAAGAAAAAAACUUGCCUUCAGAAGCUCUUUAAUCAUACUUUAGUCGCGGCCAUGCCGGAUUUAGACAUUAUUUAAGGACCGCAAUGCGACACUGUUCUGCAACAUUCUACGCGCUUGUUAGAGUAGAAACAACCGUAUUUAGCUGUAUAGUACCAGGAAAGGACACCACAAGGUAGAUAACUCCAAUUCGAAUUGCUGGAUUUCAAUCUAAUAUCCUAUCCAAUCACCAUUCGAUCGAUUGCCUUAGCUUGUUCUUCUCCGGUCGUUUGCAAAAUUAUCUUACAGUCAAACCUGUUUUUAAUUAGUUCUUUACUCCAUCCAUUUUAAAAAUUACUGGUGAUCCUUGCAAUCUGAUUGGCUCUCAUUGAUGCGAUUUACAAACGAAUCACACCAUUUUUUUCUCUAAAACGCAUCUUUUUCCAGCUAAUGAGAAACAUUUGCUAUAAAACUUUAACCAAUCAGAUUUCUAGGCUUGUUUAAAAAAACCAAUAAUGUGAGAGGAAAAGGGAAGACACCUGUUACAACUUCAGAACCAACCAGCUCAGUACUGAAUCAAUAAACUAUUUCUACACACUCAAAAUCCUGAUUUAAGUGACUGAACUUUGGGAUUUAAAAAUGGAUGUAAUUGAACUUCAUAUUGUGCAAUUUUGGUCUGAAAUAAUUGUGAGUCCAAACCAAACUCGUUCUGCGCGCUCGUUCGAUUUUGAAAUCACUCGUAUGGUUUUCAGACGAAAUUGCAAUCUACUCAGUUCAGUUGGCGUUAUAUAUAUAUCUGGUGCAUCUAUGUUAAUUGGGGAAGGUAUAAAGUAUAAAAUAUUCUAGUUCAUGGAUAUUAAAUUGUGAAAAUUUGCAACUGGAGAAAGGCAAAUCAGUAAUGUAUUCAUUUGGA